CAUAUUUGGAGCUGGAUAGAAGCUCAGAGACCAGCUAGUCCUUCCCUGACGUUCAUUUUACAGAUGAGGAAACUGAGGCACAGACGAAUGAGGUGACGUGUCCAAAGUCAUAGAGGUACUAUCUGAGGUGAUUGGACUUGGGACUUUGGGUGGAGCCUGGAACCCAGCCGGCAGAGGAUAGAACCAAAGGGGAAAAGAGACUGAGAAUUGGAUUGCAGCAAGAAAUAUUGUCCAGACAGUGACUGACCAGUCAGGGGACUGGUGGGCAUCAGAAGAGACCCCGAUGGUCCAGGACAGUUCCCUCCCCCUCCCCAUGCUGCUGCUGCUGCUGCUGCCUCUACACCUGGGAGCUGCACCUCAAACUGUGAAGGUGAAUGUGUCUUCAGUGGUCCGUGGGCUCCUGGGGACAGAUGUGCAGCUCCCGUGCCACCUGGUGCCUGGGGAAGUUGAAAUCCAGGUGUCCCAGGUGACAUGGCUACGCCACGAUAAGACCAGCGGGAGACUGAGCAUAGCCGUCUUCCACCCAACCCACGGCGCUGGUUUCCCCAGCACAGGACCCGGUGCAGAACGCCUGACAUUUGUGUCCCAGAACCAGGGUCCAGGUUCGGAGUUCCAUGAUGCCACCCUGCUCAUUCGGGACCUGAGGGCUGAGGAUGAGACCAAUUACACCUGCGAGUUUGCCACCUUUCCUGGGGGCAACAGCAAAGGCACCACAGAGCUUAGAGUGCUGGCUGAACCUAAGAACAGGGCAGAGGCCUAUGAGGUGACUUUGGGCCCAGCCCCCAUGACCUUGGCUACCUGUGUCUCCACUGGGGGCCGCCCACCUGCCCGAAUCUCCUGGUUGUCUCCACUGGCUGACCAGAGCAACGAGACCAGGACAGCAGGACCAGUGCCCGACACCUUCACCGUCACCAGACACUUCACCCUCGUUCCCACAGCCCAAGUGAAUGAGCAAAACAUCACCUGUAAAGUGGAGCAUGAGACCCUCAGGAAGCCUGCCCUGCUGACCAUCCCCCUGGUCGUGAGAUACUCUCCUAAGGUCUCCAUCUCAAGAGAUGAUGAGAACUGGUACGUUGGGCAAAAGGAAGUCUCCCUGAACUGCGACGCCCAAAGCAACCCCAAGCCCACAGACUAUAACUGGAGCACCAUUUCUGGCUCCCUCCCUUCGACAGCUGUGUCUGAAGGCCCCAAGCUUAUCAUCAACUCUGUAGACUGGUCAGUCAACACCACCUUCAUCUGUCAAGUCACUAAUGCUGUGGGCACAGGACGGGCUAAUCAAACCAUCCAUGUCGAAGAGCCACCAUCUUCCAAGAAAACUGUAUUACCAGCAGUGAUCAUUGUCGUGACUGUGGUUGUCACGCUCUGCAUCCUGGGGUAUUGCCUGUAUACCAGAAGGUGCCCAUGUCAAGACCACCGGAACUAUUCACCUAAUGUGGAAAUCUCCUAUACCUCAGUGGCCUGUGCCACCAGUCCACCCAAGAUGACCCAGAAUAGUGUGGCAGGUGGCAUCAACCAAAAUGGUGGGCAGACACUACCGGAGUGAUGGACCCAGGCUCCUGGAAUCUCCUUAGGCCAGACAAGGAUGAUGCCUGCCCUAACAUCCCUGUCCACUAGGCUCCACUGUCCCCCGCCCGAUGCCUAGGGGAAGGUCAGCCUGUUGGGAAGAGCUCAGACAUGCACAUCAGGAGACUUGACUCUCUGCCCCUGCGGACCCUCUGACAGGACUGUGUGAUCCUUCCUCUCUCCUGGCUUCAGCUUCCCCAUGCUAAAUAAAGAGGGCAUAGGGGCAACUGGAUGGCACAGUGGUUGGGGCACCGGCCCUGGAUUCAGGGGUACCUGGGUUCAGAUCCAGCCUCAGACACUUGACACUUGCUGGCUGUGUGACCCUGGGCAAGUCACUUAACCCCCAUUGCCUGCAAAAAAAAAAAAAAAAAAAGAGGGCAUACCAGGUGCUGCUCACACAGAGGUCAGAAGAAGCAAUACAAGGACACUCUCAAGGCCUCUCUGAAGAACUUUGGAAUUGACUGUGUAACAUGGGAGAGCCUGGCACAGGACCCCACAGCAUGGCAUGCCCUCAACAAAGAAGGUGCUUCGCUCUAUGAGCAAAGAAGAAUUAAAGCAGCUCAAAAGAAAUGCAAGAUACACAAAUUUAGAGAAUCCACCCAAAUGUUCACAUGGAAUAGUUGUGCCCCACUUGUGACAGAGCUUUCCAAACGCACAUUGGUCUGAGCAGCCACAGUGGGGCCCACUGUAACUUGACUCUGACAUAGUGAGAUCAUUUGGGUCUUCUUUGAGAACCAAGGACAACACCCAACAAAGGUGCAAGUCCCCAGGUCCUGACUCGUCCUCAUCCCAGACUCGUAAUAGUUUUAUUUUUGUGAUUAUUAAUAAUUUAUAACUUAACUUAUUAUUAAAAGCUUUCUGCUGUCUCCCCAAUGUGGAGGACUACCCCAAUAGGGAGUAGGUGGGAGGCAGCCCUCACCCUAAAGGAGUGGGGUAGAAGGCACCCAAAGACACAUACUUGUAACAUGGUGUUAUGGAGUGAGCCCUGACUCGUGAGCUAGCAGGCCUGAGUUCAGAUCCCACUAUCUCUUAUGUUUAUUGCUUUUGUGAUCUUGGGCAGGGUCACUGACCUUCCUGGAUCUCAAUGUCCUUACCUGUAAAAAUGAAGGGUUGGGGGCAGCUAGGUGGUGCAGUGAAUAGAGCACCGGCCCUGGAUUCAGAAGGACCUGAGUUC
Messenger RNA from Dromiciops gliroides (monito del monte), 2737 nucleotides. RefSeq names its product nectin-2-like. Gene Ontology annotation, molecular function: cell adhesion molecule binding. Bases 284 to 1543 code for a protein of 419 amino acids. Lineage: Eukaryota; Metazoa; Chordata; Mammalia; Microbiotheria; Microbiotheriidae. The record is from RefSeq and is a predicted model, not a curated record. Gene Ontology annotation, biological process: fusion of virus membrane with host plasma membrane; susceptibility to T cell mediated cytotoxicity; positive regulation of mast cell activation. Gene Ontology annotation, cellular component: extracellular exosome; focal adhesion; plasma membrane. The transcript is spliced from 9 exons.